AUGAAUAAUCAAGAGAAUCAAUGGCCCUCAGUCUCCGGCGCAACGAGGGUGCUAAGAAUCCCCGGAGGUAAAACGAAAAACAAAUUAAACAUUGGUACAUGGAACGUUCAAAGUUUAUAUGAGGCAGGAAAACUUGAUAAUACCAUAUUAGAAAUGACAAGAUUAAACAUCAAUAUUCUCGGUAUAAGUGAAAUGCGGUGGCCAGAUGCCGGCGAGCUUAAAAAAGAUGACGCUACGGUUUUCUAUUCUGGUAAUCAAAAUAGGAAGCACAGCAACGGAGUGGGCAUGAUUAUCAAGGGCCAUGCUGCGAAAUGUGUCUCAACAUUUAUUCCGCAUUCCGAUAGAACAAUGCUGGUCAAACUAAGUGCAAAGCCUGUUAACAUCAACUUGAUACAAGUUUACGCACCAACAGCAGAUAAAAGUGAUGAAGCUAUUGAAGAGUUUUACCAUGACAUCGACGAAUUAAUGAAGCUCACUAAACCACAAGAAUUGAAUAUCGUAUUAGGUGACUUCAAUGCCAAAGUGGGCUCCACUCAAGUGGAAGGAGUAACCGGUCAUUUUGGUUUAGGAGACAGAAAUGAAAGAGGUGACAGAUUAAUUCAGUUUUGUCAAGAAAACAAAAUGAAAAUUACCAACACAUGGUUUAGUUUACCGCCAAGAAGGUUAUAUACGUGGAAAUCGCCACAAGAUAACGAUCUACGCACUGUCAGGAAUCAAAUUGAUUUCAUACUAGUUAAUAGGAGAUUCGGUUCAUUUGUUUCGAGGGUCAGUACUUAUCCAGGUGCUGACGUUAGGACAGACCAUAAUCUCUUACUAGCCAACAUCAAAAUCAAGCUUGCAGUUAUUCAAAGAACACCACAAAGAACAAAACUGAAUGUAGCUAAAUUGAAAGAUAUUUCAACAAAAAACAUAGUUACUGCAGAAAUAAAUCAAAAGCUGAGCGAAAUCAAUUUAGAAACAAACAACACAAACGAUAUCUGGACAGAAACGAAAGUAGUUUUAAAUCAAGUUGCUAAAGCCAAAUUGGGUAACCAACAACAUAUCACAAAUAAUAAAUGGAUGACUGAAGAAAUAAUAGAACUCAUGAACGAAAGGCGCAAAUAUAGAAAUAUAAAUCCGGUAAAGUACAAACAAUUAAACGGAACCAUCCAAAGAAAAAUUAGGUGGGCAAAAACAGAGUGGCUUAAUCAACAGUGUCAGGAAAUAGAAAGAUUACAACAAGUCCAUGACGAUUUUAACCUUCAUAAGAAAUUAAAAGAAGCAUCCGGUAUUUAUAGAAAAAAGACUUCAUCCAUUUUGGUAAAUAAAGAAGACAAAGUUGUUUUCGAUAUAGAAGAAAAGAAGCAGGUCUGGGAAGAAUACAUAAAAGAUCUUUUCUCGGAUAGUAAUAGAUCGAUUUUGACUGAGUCAGCAACACCACAUCUAACUGGUCAACCAAUCACGAAAGGGGAAAUUGUACAAGCUAUCGAGAUAUAUAAAAAAUGUGAAGCAGCAAUGGGGCAGUCACAAUUUGGUUUCAAAGCAGGUAUGGGUACAAGAGAAGCUUUAUUUUGUACAAAAGUUCUGGUUGAAAACUGUAAAGAUGUGCAAAAAGAUGUUUUUAUUUGCUUCAUAGACUACGAAAAAGCCUUCGACCGAGUCCAACACGAUAAACUAAUCGAAAUUUUGCAAAAUAUGGACAUCGACCAGAAAGAAAUAAACUGCAUUCAAAGAUUAUAUUGGAAACAAACAGCGGAAAUCAAAAUUGAAGCGGAAACAACAAGAGAAAUCGAGAUUCUUAGAGGUGUAAGGCAAGGUUGUAUUCUCUCACCUCUACUUUUCAACGUCUACUCAGAGAACAUAUUUAAAGAAGCAACCAGUGAUGUAGAAGAGGGUAUCAAAGUUAACGGCAUCAACAUUAAUAACAUCAGAUAUGCAGAUGAUACCACUUUAAUAGCUGGUAGUAUCGAAGAUCUACAAACUUUAUUGAACAAAGUUAACCACUAUAGUAAACAGUUCGGUCUUCAUAUUAACAUCGAUAAAACUAAAUAUAUGGUUGUAAGCAGGAAAAACAACAUCAACAAUACGAGGCUUUUUACAGAUAAUAAAACAGUAGAAAGAGUAACUAAGUUCAAAUACCUCGGAUGCUGGCUUAAUGAAAGUUGGGACUCUUCAGAUGAGAUAAGAUGUAGAAUUGAAGUUGCCAGGGCGAUGUUCUUCAGAUACAAAAAAGUUCUUACCAAUCAUGGUAUCAACAUCGCACUAAAAGUCAGAUUCGUUAAAUGUUACGUGUGGUCAGUAUUGUUGUAUGGAAUGGAAACGUGGACUCUGAAAGUAGCAGAAAUGAAUAAAAUCGAAGCUUUUGAAAUGUGGCUGUACCGGAGAAUUUUGAAAAUUCCUUGGAUAGACAGGGUGUCCAAUGCCGAAGUGCUGAGAAGAAUAAACAAAGAACAAAUAUGGUGGAAAAGUGGUCGUCUCCAAGAUUUCAAUGAUGUCACGUAUUCCUGCGCAACUACAAUCGACAUAAAUAAUGUAUGUCAAAUAAAACUUAUUUCAAUGUUAUUUGACAAGUCUAGUCCUCAUUUCACUCAAAUAAUCAAAUGUAGCGUAACACCAACAGUGAAAGUAUUAAAAACUUUAACCCAAGAUCUGAUAGAAUUCGAUACAAAUGUGAUUGCUAUUUAUGCUAAAAGAGUCGUUCUACCAGGAAAAGUUUCGGAAAACGCUAGAACUCUCUUUGUAGAUAGCGUUUACUUGAAAUUGCAGAUGCAUAUUGCAGAUGCUGGUAUAGAUAUUAAUCUGACUUCCAUAUAUUUUCUUAAAGAACAUCCAUGGUUUUUGGUUGUACGAAAUGAGUAUGCCGAUUUGGGUUACACCGCAAAAAUUAAAUUAUCGAAAAGUUGCUCUUUUAAAUGA
Molecule: messenger RNA, 2895 nt
Organism: Condylostylus longicornis
Lineage: Eukaryota; Metazoa; Arthropoda; Insecta; Diptera; Dolichopodidae
Exons: 4
Coding region: 1-2895 (964 amino acids)
Molecular function (GO): catalytic activity
Source: RefSeq, a predicted model, not a curated record